GAUGCUUCAAGAGCGUAUUGAAAUGUGUCGGAGUUUGAGCGCGCUUUCAGCAAGGGUUGCACAAGCAGCAUACUCGCGUUUUUUAUGCUCAAGCAAAUGCAUAUGAAUUAAGUUUCUUGGCCUCUAUAGAAUUGUCCACCGUCGGCGGUGUGCCCCUUCACAAAAAGAGGACUCGCGCCCCUGCAUCAGGGGGCCAUCUGCUGGGGUAAAACCGGUCACCGCGCUCUGAGUUCUUGUAACUCGCUCAGUUAACCGAGUUGGUGCCAUAGGGUGCAGACGCGCAAGGCUUUGUCAAGCGUCUCGACUCAAAUAAACCAUCACUCGCAAACUGCUCCACUUGGAACUGUGAAAGAUGGCUGUGCCCAGCACUUCCAGCGGCAUGGUCUUUGCGGCUCCGCCGCAGUUCGGCUUCAGCCAGGAGCGCGGCAACGAGCCUUUCAGCAUCAAGAAGGCGCUGAAGAAGGGCUCGCCCGCAGUUGUCCCGAUGGGCAGUGCUCCUCUGACUGCGUCGACAUGCACCUUCACCACUGGCGGAAAUGCGGUCGCUGGGCGUAAGCUUGCGUCCCGUCGCGCGAUGGCGCGCUCUCGCCUGGCCGCUGCUCCUUUCGCCAGCCUCAGCCUGGCAGCCGUCACCAUGACUCCGCCUCCGAAGCAGGCGUCGGGGAGCGUAGCGCCCAAGAAGAAGAAGGAAAUCGGCGAGAUCCUGUCCACUGCGGGCAAGAAGGCGCUGUCGGGCGGUGUGCCGGGCAUGGUUGCUAUGGGCAUUCAGGUGCUGUCGCUGAUGUGGCUGCGCACCACCAUCAACUACCAGUACCGCUAUGGCACCACCACCAUGGAGGCGCUCCGGACCCUGUACUCCCAGGGCGGCAUCCCGCGCUUCUACCAGGGCCUGCUGCCCGCGCUCAUUCAGGGCCCACUGUCCCGCUUUGGUGAUACCGCCGCCAACACUGGCAUGCUGGCCCUGCUGGAGGACGUGGACAUGCCCGUGGCCAUGAAGACCGUGGCCGCCUCCUUGGCCGCCGGCCUGUUCCGCAUCGUGCUCAUGCCCGUGGACGCCUGCAAGACUAUUAUGCAGGUGGAGGGCAAGAACGGCUUUGCAGCGCUGGUGAACAAGGUCAAGGUGGGCGGUCCCACCGUGCUGUACCACGGCGCGCUGGCCGCGUCCGUGGCCACCUUCGUGGGCCACUACCCCUGGUUCGCCACCUACAACUCGCUCAACGCCUGGCUGCCGCGCUACGAGGACGACCUGCCCAAGAAGCUGCUGCGGUCCGCCUUCAUCGGCUUCUGCAGCAGCUUCGUGAGUGACUGCUGCUCCAACUCCAUCCGCGUCAUCAAGACGGCCAAGCAGACCGCCACCGUGCCCAUGACCUAUGCCGACGUGGUCAAGGAGGUGGUCAAGAAGGACGGCGUGUCGGGCCUGUUCGUGCGCGGCCUGGGCACCAAGAUCAUCACCAACGGCAUGCAGGGCAUCAUGUUCAGCGUCAUGUGGCGCCUGGGCCAGGACUACUGGAACAAGCAGGCCGCCGACAAGGCCGCCCAGGAGAAGGCGGACGCCGAAGCCGCCGAGAAGGCCGCCGCGGCCGCCUCCAAGGGCAAGAAGUAAGGUGGUGCUAUCUCACCACUUUCCGCCACGUCGGGAGCAGUAUUAGGGGAAUGGUGAAAGCGGGCUGUGGGUCAGGGCCUGGGUGCACGCGGUUUCCAGCGGAUGGCGGCUGAUGCUGAGUGAAGACGCGCAGUACCGUAUUGUACCAUGGCUUCGCGGUGACAGAGGUUCUACGCACUUGGCUUAUUAAAAUAAGAACAGUGCUAAUGCAGCCACGGGUUGUACGCCGUAUACGGCCGUGUGGUGAGGAUACGCCGGCGGCUCCGCGGCCUUCAGGGCCGUGUCAUGGCGGGAAAAGAUCAGGACUUACCAUGCUCGGGCGACUUUCGAAAGUUUGUGUGUCGCGGAGGCAUCACGCAGAAGCCGGCGCGCCCUAGCAAUCGGCAUGGUCUCGGUGAAUCUGCGACGGCGUGUAUAAUACGGUGCUGGCUGUGAUCAGGGUCAGGGUCAGGGUCGGAGUGCAGGGUCGGAGUGCAGAGUUUAGAGCCCGCGACUGCAAGGUGGCGUACGGCAGGAUUCGCGGCGGGUGGCGUGUGGAUGACUGCGCGUUCAUCUGUUGUGUGUACGUGUAUGGUUUGUAGUCAUGGCUAGCUCAUAAACAAAGUUUAAGCAUUGGGACGGACGUAAGGGGCAUGCGGUGACUUGGAAGAUUUGACCACGGAGUGGGCGCCCUUCCCAACACUGAAGUCAGUGAGUAUGAUGGGACUGUGAGCUUCGGGCCUUUGGCACAGGUCAACAUGGCGGUACUGCAGCAGCUGAGGCUGCUGUUGUUGUAAAACUUGUACAGC
This is a messenger RNA of Chlamydomonas reinhardtii, 2391 nucleotides long. RefSeq lists its product as uncharacterized. The transcript is spliced from 5 exons. The record is from RefSeq and is a predicted model, not a curated record. The coding region runs from base 353 to 1603 and encodes 416 amino acids. Lineage: Eukaryota; Viridiplantae; Chlorophyta; Chlorophyceae; Chlamydomonadales; Chlamydomonadaceae.